This is a messenger RNA of Hemibagrus wyckioides, 6481 nucleotides long. RefSeq names its product collagen alpha-1(I) chain. NCBI's taxonomy places the organism in Eukaryota, Metazoa, Chordata, Actinopteri, Siluriformes, Bagridae. The record is from RefSeq and is a predicted model, not a curated record. The transcript has 68 exons. The coding region runs from base 254 to 5689 and encodes 1811 amino acids. Gene Ontology annotation, molecular function: extracellular matrix structural constituent.
UGCCAAGCAAAUGUUGUAAAGCGGAGCAGACUAACAGGACAGAUGGCACACACACACACAUACAUGCAUACACACACACACACACACACACACAAUGCUCCUUUAGCUUGUCCCACACAAACCACAAUGGAUAUUGUUUGAAUGGGAAUUUCUGAUCAGUAAGCAGAUUAGUUUAUACUUAAAAGCUGAAAGUAAGUUAUUGUUUUUUUUAAUUUUGUUAUUCAAUGUAACGCCAGAAUCAGGUGGGAUUGUUAUGAAGAUGUGUUUAAGAGGAUGUUUAGCACUUGUCAUCCUCACUACUGUGGUCAGUGCAUUUCAUGCCGAUUGGGCAGAAAUGGGAUCUGGGAUUCAGGAGUCAGAGGAAGUGGAACAGCGUUUGAAUCCUUUCACCCGAAAGGUGGACUUGUUGAAGCUCUUGUCCAGUCUCGUGCCACAGAGUAAAAACGUGUCUCUUUUCGAGGAUAAUGAGGGAUGCUCGGUGCUGAAUAUCGGACUCUACUCGACCCUGACCCUGCCGACGAGACAAGGCUUUGGCCCGAGCUUUGUAGAUGAGUUCAGUGUACUCCUUCAGCUGCGCAGCUCUCAGGAUGUGGACCGCAGCAUCCUGACCAUCCUGGACUUUUACAACGAGGUGACACUUCAAAUUCGCCUCCGUCCCUCAGGUUUCACCUUCAUCACUGCCCAUCAACACGACUACGAGUUUUUAGUGUCAGGCCUGUCUGAUUCACAGUGGCACUGGGUCUCAGUGGGAGCCUCACUGGAAUAUCUGGCUGUCUAUGUGAACUGUGUGUUGGUGGAGAAAGUCAGAUGGACCUUCCCAUACUUAGGUAUCCCUACAGACGGUCUGCUGAUGGUCGGGGGCAUCCUGCAGGGCUUUGAGACGCCUUUUGAGGGGGAAAUCAGGCAGAUGACGUUCAUCAUGGGCGACGGCAGAGCUGCUAAAAAUCAUUGCAGACUCCAUCAGCCGGUGUGUGGCGCCUCAAUGGACUCCAAAACGUCUCGUAACACACAGACUCUAUCACUGUCCUCAACCAGCCUGAUAGAAGACCCAGAAUCCUUCAGUGGGGGAACAGAUCCCUUUACUACGACCACCAUUCGAAAUCCCAGGCCUCAAACGGAGGAAGCGGACAUGCUGGAUCCUCUCAAUUUCAUUCCCCUUGAUGAUCUGAACCCUCCAUCCCAGAGGGGCGAUUUCAAGCCGACUGAAGGUUUCCGAGUGCUGGAGGAUUCCAAGAGGCACAAAUCCCCUCAAAUCACCUCCUACACCAGGAUAAAGGGCAACACUAAGAACCAGGCCCAGUCCACCACUGCUAAAUCCACAGCGGAGGACCUUCUCUCGCAAAAACGAACAGAUCUGGUGGAUGUAGUUCAUUCAAAACCCUCAGAGGACAUCAUCGACCUGGAUUCCUCAACUGAUACCAGGCGUGUAAAUCUGAACCAUGUGCAUCCACAGUUUCCUGACCUAAAUCUGACAGAAGAGGACCUGUUACCUUCAGGGACAUACAUCACUUCUGAAUCUGUCACUCAGGGCCAAGGCUCCAGGGACUUCCUCAGCCAGAAAGGCCAGGGAAAACCUGAAACCCAUCAUGAUAGAUCGACACACCAAAGCAUGACAAGGAGCCCACCUAAACACGGAGAUCUGAUCACAGGAUCUGAUGGCAAGAAGUAUCGAAUGCUGAGAGGACCUCCAGGAUCGGCUGGCCGUCCAGGGAAAACAGGUUGUGCCGGGCCUAGAGGAUACGUUGGAUUUAAAGGAGACAAGGGAUCUCGAGGAGAAAGAGGGCGAGAUGGUCCAGAGGGUAGCCCAGGUCCUCCAGGACCGGCAGGAUUACCCUCGCUCUACCUAUGGCACAACACUCAGGAGGAAUGGGCUGCAUUCACGAGAACUUCAUAUUACCAUUUGCUAAUGGCAGGAUGGCCUAGAGAGACCGGGCCUCCUGGGCCAGUGGGGCAAAUGGGAAGUCCUGGACCACCUGGGAUGCCGGGAGAGCCAGGAGAAAGAGGACCUCCAGGUCGACAAGGUGACAUGGGUGACAUGGGUCCAAAGGGUGUGCGUGGCCGAGCAGGGACCUCAGGGAGAGAUGGAGAGAAUGGGCUGGAUGGAGAACCAGGUUCUCCAGGAACACCUGGUCUGCAGGGACUUCGGGGGUAUAAAGGAGAUUCAGCGCCUCCUGGAGACAAAGGAGAGCUGGGUUUCCCAGGUGCUCCAGGGCCGAGGGGGGACAGAGGAGAGACUGGAUUAAAGGGUUCAAAGGGUGAAGUUGGGUCUACAGGCUCUGUCGGCCCUCCAGGCCCUGUGGGUAUCAGAGGAGUUGAAGGGCUUCCUGGACCGCCUGGGCCAGAGGGUGAUCCUGGGCAUGAUGGGAAACAUGGUCCUCCUGGAGCAACGGGAGCUCCAGGGGCUACAGGGAUGGUUGGGGCUCAGGGAGUUAAUGGCUCUGAAGGAGAUUUUGGACCUGCAGGUGCAGUUGGACGAAAAGGCCCUCAGGGUCCUGCUGGGAUACAAGGAAUCAGAGGCCUCCCUGGUCUGCCAGGUCCCCAGGGACCACCAGGAAAUGAUGGACCUCGCGGGCUCAAAGGUCACAUAGGACAGGAAGGUCCAGUGGGAAACAGAGGACUAUAUGGAAGUGAAGGGCCAACGGGCCCAAUUGGAGAUCCAGGUCCGAAAGGGUUUCCAGGCAACACAGGCAGCAGAGGUCCCGAUGGAGAGAGAGGUGAUCCUGGACCAAAAGGAGAAAGAGGUGCGCCUGGAGCACCGGGCAUUAUGGGUCCUCAGGGGGAGAGAGGUCAGUCUGGAUUUUCUGGCUUACCUGGAGUCCAAGGUCAACCAGGAUCUCCAGGUAUACAGGGUGAAGAUGGUGAAGUGGGUCCCCAGGGAAUGAUCGGAAAGGAGGGUCUAAAGGGGAGUAGGGGAGAAUCUGGACGCAACGGAAGACCGGGAACCAGAGGACAACGGGGAAGAGCAGGGCAACAUGGGCCCCCUGGUGGGUCUGGACUUCCGGGUCUCAGAGGCCCACCAGGGACUGAGGGAGCAGAAGGAAAGCCUGGUACACAGGGUGUUCCCGGUUCGGUUGGAAGCCCAGGAGAUAAAGGGCCUAAAGGUUUCCAUGGAUUAGCUGGAGAACCUGGAAAAACCGGAGCCAUGGGUUCACCGGGCUCGCCUGGUCGACCCGGUCAAGAUGGCAUCCCAGGAGCCCCAGGAGAGAGGGGUUUAUCGGGAACGCCAGGAGCCGAAGGGCCGCAGGGGUCUGUGGGGAUGUAUGGAUAUCCAGGGGCGAGAGGCUUACAGGGAAGGCCUGGCCAUAUGGGAGAACAAGGUGAACCUGGAGUGAGAGGAACUGUUGGGAAACCUGGACAGAGGGGACCCCCUGGUCCUCCUGGUCCACCUGGAGAGAGAGGCCCACCUGGACCUCAGGGACGCCAAGGUGAAUUAGGAGCGACUGGUAUACAAGGACCACCUGGUUCAGCAGGCCUGCCUGGUACUGUGGGGACACCAGGGAAACCAGGUCCUCCUGGCAGUUUGGGACCUCAAGGGCCAAAUGGAAAAACGGGGCCUGUUGGAUUGCCAGGAGCACCAGGAGCUGCUGGGAGAGUCGGACUAUCAGGAGAGAAAGGACAGCAGGGAGCUCAAGGACCUCCAGGUGACACUGGAUCCACUGGUCUGACUGGACAGCAGGGAUUUCCUGGUCCUCAGGGGUUAGAAGGGGCAUCAGGGAGAAAGGGGGAACAUGGCUCAGCCGGGUCUGUUGGGAAGCCUGGACCACUAGGAAUUCCUGGAGAGCCGGGGCAACAAGGCCCUCAAGGGAUCCAGGGAGAGAGAGGGCCGAGUGGGAAAGAGGGGGCUGCGGGACUUGUGGGCAAUAUUGGAAAUCCAGGCCCUAAAGGACAGAAGGGUGACCCUGGGUUACGGGGAGUCCUGGGGGAUGCAGGGCCUCCAGGAUUCUUUGGGGUCAAAGGCGAAAGAGGGCGAAAGGGUGAUAAAGGCUAUUCUGGAUUUCGAGGUCCGAAUGGACUGAUGGGGAAAACUGGACCAGCAGGAUUAUUAGGAUUAGAGGGUAUAACAGGAUUCAGAGGAUCUUCAGGUCAAGAUGGCCAACCAGGGCCAAAGGGUGAUCCAGGCAUUAAUGGGGUGACAGGAGCUUUGGGAGAACCUGGAAAGCAGGGGGCAAGUGGACCAAGAGGACGGAAGGGAGAGAUGGGAAACCCUGGACCACAGGGCGAUCCUGGUCCCAGAGGCUCUGAAGGCUUGACAGGACCUAAAGGUUUACCAGGAGCUGAAGGUUUAAAAGGUGACGCAGGCAGACCAGGACCUUCAGGAGAGCCGGGUUCAGAUGGUUUUCCUGGUAUCAGAGGGCCUCCUGGACUUCCAGGAUUGAUGGGGCUUCCGGGAGAGAUGGGAGAUCAGGGGGCUGUUGGGCCUCCAGGACCUCAGGGUCCGAAGGGCAGACCUGGGCUUGAUGGAAGGGAUGGACAGAAAGGUCAGAAGGGGAAGGAUGGCCAAGACGGACAGUCUGGGAGUACCGGGGAUCCCGGACGUCCGGGGAAAAGAGGGAAAGCUGGACAGAAGGGACCGAGAGGGAUCAGAGGAGCGAAGGGUCACCCGGGGCCUUUGGGGUGGACUGGACCACCAGGAAGACCAGGUCCAUACGGUUCACUGGGUGUAAAAGGAGAAAAGGGAGAAAAAGGUGUACAAGGACCACAGGGAGAAAAGGGGGAAAUGGGACUGUUUGGACCACCAGGGGGUGAUGGAGCAAAGGGUCAGAUGGGAUUAGUUGGAGAAAUUGGCAGAGACGGUCCGAAAGGAGAGCAGGGUGAUAUCGGACCGCCGGGGCGAAGAGGGAACCUCGGUCUACCAGGAAUGCCUGGCCUGUUUGGAGAAAAGGGUUUGAAGGGGUUUCCUGGUCUUCCUGGACGUGCAGGAAAUAUAGGGCUACCUGGACCACCCGGUCCUCCAGGACCCCCAGGAUUGUCUCUUAACCUUACAAUGGCUCAGUUAAAGGACCUUAUGCACCAAUCAGACAGGCCCAACUACCCUCUCAUCAGAACACUACUCAGCUCUUUACAGCAAGACCUGCGGCUUUUCAUAGAUCCACCUGAUGGCACUAAAGAGCACCCAGCGACCACCUGCUUGGAGUUGAUGAUAUGUCACCCCAACUACACCAAUGGAAUGUAUUAUAUCGAUCCAAACCAAGGCAAUCCUGCUGAUGCUCUUCUAGUCUACUGCAGCUUCAGUUUAGGAGGCCAGACGUGUCUUUCUCCACUCCGGUCACAGGUCCCAGUGAAAGCCUGGCUAAAAGACUCACAGGAGGAUUCUUUCACUUGGCUGAGUAGGACAGAGCAAGGCUUUCAGUUUGAGUAUACUGAAACCAGCGUGGUGCAGAUGAGGUUCCUGCGGCUAAACAGUAAGCAGGUCACACAGAACAUUACCUUCUCCUGCGGGCGAGGGAGCAGGCAGGGAUCAAGCGAGAGAGAAAUCAAAUUUCUUGCCGAUUCUCGGAGGCAGAGUUUCCUGGGGACGUUACUAGAUUGUGUGUCAAUAGAGGAGCUGAACACGAGAUCUCAAGAGUCGGUGUUCCAGUUUGAAACCGAAAACCUGGAGCUUUUGCCGAUCAGAGACUUGGCGUUGUUUGGACGCAGUGACCUUGCAGAAGACUUUGGAUUUACUGUAGGACCUGUGUGCUUCAGCUAGAAACGUCAAGAAGACACACACACACACUCCCUACAGACUGCUGACUGCUGAGCUGGUGUUAAUUGGUCCCUCAUUAAACACGGCCGCAUUUGCAGACACAAAGGAGAGAAGCAAUUCUUCAAGCUCUAGCCAUAUCGGACCUUGUUGUCUUUUAACAAAAAAGAAAAAUGAACCAGCUGACACUUUCCACUUUCUUUUACCUUCUAGUUUACCAAGGGUUGCCAAGUGGCACUGAUACUUUGCUGCAAACGUUGUUGAAAUGAACUGUUUUGUUUUUGUUGUACGGUGUUUACAAUGUUCUUUGUUUUGUUUUUAAUCAGCGCUUCUUAUUUAUACCAUGCUCAUGUUAAUAGUACAUGAAUUCAUCGUCCAGGUUUCUCGUCAAGCUAUCGAUACUGUACAAUCGCCUGGUUUGCUCGAAGGCGCACUCACAUUCCAGGUUGGACGCAACUUACGACCAAACGCACUGUGAUCUUGGCUGAAGUUUAGGAUGAAAAGCUGGCAUCAUAAAUGAAACGAAUAAUAUGUGUAACUGUUGCAUCGCAUUGUGUCACAGCACACGGAUAAUUGUCGGGUUUAUGAACAUUAAUUAUUUCUGAGGUCAACGUGUCACGUCAGAUCGUGUAGGGUUUAUUUACGGUGCUGCUCUCUGAGGUGCUUUUUGUUCAGGUCCUUCUUCUUUUUUUUGUUGAAGAUCAUAAUGUUCAAGAUAUGUUAAUUUAUAUGCUGGUCAUUGAAUUAAUGACAUUAUGACAAAGAAAUUUACAUAUUCUAUGCAAUGUAAUAAACAAU